CACCGGCGUAGUGCGAUGCCGACGCCGUGCGCGAUCAGCGACUGCGCCAAGUUUGCCAAGGUCCACGCUCUCUGCCUCGUGCACGCGCGCGUCCUCUCGCUCGUUGCAUCGACCGCCACGUCGCCGACCACAUGCACCAAGACGCACCGCCUCUGCAGCGAGCGCGGCUGCGCGUCGCAUGCGCGCCGGCUUGGCAAGUGCUCUCGCCAUGGCGGCGCCAGACUAUGCAGCGUGCAUGGGUGCGCGACGCCGGCGCAAACCACCGGCAAAUGCCGGCUCCACGGCGGUGGCACGCUCUGCAAGCAGCUCGGCUGCACGUCAUUUGCACGCACAGGCGGCUGGUGCGCACCCCACGCGCGGUCCCACCGCACUCCUCUCAACUCGGUCGCGAGCGAUUCGUAACACGCAUAACGUAUAUUCCAUGCGCUCUCGGGUGUGUUGGAGCUACGAGCAUGCUGCUCAACGGAGAACUGGGCGGAGAUCUUGUAUGU
Saprolegnia diclina VS20 is the source of this 491-nucleotide messenger RNA. RefSeq lists its product as hypothetical. The transcript has a single exon. The record is from RefSeq and is a predicted model, not a curated record. Bases 16 to 402 code for a protein of 128 amino acids. Lineage: Eukaryota; Oomycota; Saprolegniomycetes; Saprolegniales; Saprolegniaceae.